CUAAACAAAAAUAAUAAUUGGAGAAGCAGUCCUGUAAGCGUCCAGGCUAAUUGUAUAUUAGACAUUCCGUCUGAUUUCAUAUUGUGGAAGAAAACAAAAUGUUUAAUAGAAUGGCAAGUUUGUGGAUGGGUGAUCUGGAUCCAUACAUGGAUGAAGAUUUUAUAAAGCAAGCUUUUAGUACGAUGGGAGAGACAGCAUAUGGCGUUAAAAUUAUUUGCCACCGAGUGACGGGUGGAUCUGCAGGGUAUUGCUUCGUGGAAUUAGCAGACGAAGCUGGCGUUAAUCGAUGCGUACUUAGGCUCAACGGAAAGCUGGUUCCAGGAUCAAACCCACCAAGAAAGUUUAAGUUAAAUUAUGCUACCUAUGGGAAAAGGCCAGAUACAGGCCCUGAGUAUUCAGUUUUUGUUGGAGACCUCACCCCUGAAAUUGAUGACUUCCAGCUCUAUGAAUUUUUUGUGAAGAAAUAUGCUUCUUGCAAAGGUGGCAAAGUGGUUACAGACCCUUUUGGAAAUUCCAGGGGCUAUGGAUUUGUCAAGUUCAGUGAUGAGAAUGAGCAGAAGGCAGCGAUGGAAGAGUGUCAAAAUGCAAAUGGGCUUGGUGGAAAACCAAUCAGAAUUAGUAUAGCAAUUGCUAAAAGUAAUAAAACCAAUUAUCAACAAAAUCAAAAUCACAACUACUCUGAGUAUUACCAGCAGUAUCAGAACUACUAUUCACAGUGGGGAUAUGACCCUUACAACAGCUAUAACUAUGGAUAUGGACCCUAUGGAGCUGCAACGACAGCUCCAGGGAUGGCUCCUCCUACUACAACCACUUCAGCUUCAACAGAGUCCCAGGCUACAUCACAGUUCCAGCAGUCAUUGGGGGCUACAGAAGAUACUGAUGAAGAGCUAGUUGAAGAUCCAGACCCUCAACCUGAUAUUGACACAAUGAACAGACAAUUUAUGGAAAAAAGCGAAGAGCUGUAUGACUCCCUCAUGAACUGUCAUUGGCAGCCAUUGGACAGUGUUACAUCUGAAAUUCCCACUGUGGCAAACUUUUAAGGGUACAGAUAAGAUGAUCAGCUAAAGGGGACAGAUUUACAAAAACCUUUUUCCCAACAAAGUAAAAAUGAGCUGUCAAAGAUUAUGCCUGUAUUGACUUCUCACAAGUUAAUUUUUAUUGUUGAUCUUUUUGUUUUCCAGGCUUUUUUCUUUGCCAGCUUUUUCCCUUAAGUACUGUAAGGUCACUUUUUGUGUUGUAGUUAUAAAAAAACAAAAUAAAAAAACACCUAAGGGUGGGGUGGGGGGCUGGACGGACUCGACUGUACUUCUAGUGUGAAAAGUAGGGUUCACUAGAACCAAAGUACAAUCUGUAAAAACAAAAAGAUCAGCCAAAAAGUAUAACCUGAGGUGAUGUCUUUGUCAUUAUCUCUCUCAAACUGAAACCAUUAAAGAGCAACUUGUAGAAUAUUAGUGAAAUUAUAACAUUUUUCCUUCUUGUUUAGAUUCACUUUCUAUAAUUUACUGUUUAAAAUGUCAGUAUGAUGGGAUGAAAAAGAAAAUGAUACAAAGUGAAAUUUAAAGAGUUAGUAGCAGGGUUCUGACAAAACAGAGCGCUAUAAUCCCACAUAUUGCUAGUUUAAAUAAUGUACCUGUAAUUUUUCUUUUCAUUGUUAACAUCCUGACAACUUUUUACACUUGU
This is a messenger RNA of Polyodon spathula (Mississippi paddlefish), 1680 nucleotides long. Its product is annotated as tRNA selenocysteine 1-associated protein 1-like. Gene Ontology annotation, molecular function: RNA binding. NCBI's taxonomy places the organism in Eukaryota, Metazoa, Chordata, Actinopteri, Acipenseriformes, Polyodontidae. The transcript is spliced from 9 exons. The record is from RefSeq and is a predicted model, not a curated record. The coding region runs from base 99 to 1040 and encodes 313 amino acids.